Molecule: messenger RNA, 3353 nt
Organism: Haliotis rufescens (red abalone)
Lineage: Eukaryota; Metazoa; Mollusca; Gastropoda; Lepetellida; Haliotidae
Product: scoloptoxin SSD14-like
Exons: 12
Coding region: 74-2158 (694 amino acids)
Biological process (GO): glutathione catabolic process
Cellular component (GO): plasma membrane
Molecular function (GO): glutathione gamma-glutamate hydrolase
Source: RefSeq, a predicted model, not a curated record
UUAUCACGCAACAGCUGUUGUAUAUAGAUAAACAUUUUUUCAUGUGUCUCUUGCUUGGAAGAAAAAUAAUGAUAUGUUGAUUCUAAAUAUGUUGGUGUAUACGUUGAUAGAACAGUCGACCGUCGUUAUUUAUUUGUCAUUAAUGUCAUUUCCCGGUUCUGUGAUCAUAACGUAUGUUGUUAGGGAUACAUGUGAAAAAAGUUCAAUCAGGGGACGUAACUCUCGAUGCCUUCGAUCAUAUGACAACAACAUUUGCACGAGAGUGACGAAUCACUUUUAUCCUUUUGCGAUAAGUCCGACGACAGCCAGUCCAGUAUAUCUGACCUACACGAUGUCACGCACUUCGGCAGCAGAAGAGGAACCACUGAUUGACGAUGACAAUGUACUGUCGACAUGGGACCGCGACCGUCACAGGCGGAAACUGAGAGCAAGGUUUUGCUUUGCCCUCGUCAUUGGCAUCUUUGUCCUCGCUGUCCUCAUCGUGGGUCUGUACUUCAUCACGACGCUUCCCUCCCGCGACACUCGGGGUAGCGGCUCCAAGCUCGGCAAGUACCCCCACGCAGCCGUCGCCUCCGAUGUGGGGAUCUGUUCCGAUAUAGGCAGAGACAUUAUUAAAGACAAUGGGAAUGCAAUAGAUGCUGCGAUAGCGACGUUGCUGUGCAUGUCUGUGGCUGACCCACAGAGCAUGGGCAUUGGAGGUGGUUUCUUCAUGACUGUGUACAACAGAUCCACGCAGACAUCGACCAUCAUCGAUGCCAGGGAGACAGCCCCGGCAGCAGCCACUCAGGACAUGUUUGUGAAGAAAGCCAGUCUGUCAGAGAAAGGUGGUCUGUCCGUGGGGAUCCCAGGGGAGAUCAGCGGGUACUGGCUGGCCCACCAGGAGUUUGGUAGCCUUCCGUGGGAGACGCUGUUCCAGCCAGUCAUUAAGAUGACCAGAGAUGGGUUCCCCGUCCCAACCUCACUGGCCAAAGCACUGCAAGAUGACAGGAAUAGCAUUCUGAAGAACAAAAAUCUCCGAGAUGUGUAUGUCAACCCGGAGACAGGGGAGCUGUACACGGAGGGCGAGAUACUAAAGGACCCAAAGAUGUUAAAGACAUUCCAGUCCAUUGCUGUAGGGAAGGACACGACCUUCUACAAUGGCAGUCUAGCUGACGACAUCCUCGCAGAUCUCAAGGAGGCAGGCUCCAUCAUCACAAAGGAUGACCUGGCAGGGUACACUGCCCUUAAGAAGCUCCCCCUGGUGGCCAAACUGAGUGAUGGGAACACGCUGUACUCCCCGCCACCUCCCGCCAGCGGUGCCGUCCUCACCUUCAUCAUGAACAUCCUUGACGGCUACAAAUUCAGCCCUGGGAGUAUCAGCAAGCUCAGUGACUCCGUGCUGACCCAUCACAGGAUUGUAGAAGCAUUCAAGUUUGCCUAUGCAAAACGAACAGAUCUUGGGGAUGAAGACUUUCUCAACGUCUCUAGCCUGGUGGCUAACCUGACGUCCCGAGACUACGCUGACGGAAUCCGAUCUCUGAUCUGGGACAACCAAACCCAUGACUUGAUGUACUAUGGCCCCACGUUCUACGACCAGCUGAAGACCAGCACGUCCCACCUCUCCAUCGUAGACAACGAGGGCAAUGCUGUUGCUGUGACAACCACUGUUAAUCUCAGGUUUGGGUCAGGUAUCCGUGGAACUCGCACCGGCAUCAUCUUCAACGAUGAGAUGGACGACUUCUCCUCCCCCAACAUCACCAACGCAUUCGGCAUCCCCCCAUCACCCGCCAACUUCAUCAAACCUGGGAAACGCCCACUGUCCUCCAUGUGCCCAGCGAUAUUUGUGGACAAGAAUGGUGACGUUAAACUAGUUGUGGGUGCUGCAGGCGGGUCUCGCAUCACCACAGCAACAGCAUAUGUUGCUGCUCGGGUCCUAUGGCUAGGGGACGACAUCAAGCAGGCCAUCGACGCCCGUCGCCUCCAUCACCAGCUGCUGCCACCAUUCAUCUCUUUUGAACCAGAGUUUGACUCAGGAGUUAUUGCUGGACUGGAAGCUCUAGGUCAUAAUGUCUCGUACACCAAGUUGGGAGAAUCCAUCGUCCAGGGCGUCACCCGAUCCAAACACUGGCUGUACGCCAACUGCGACUUCCGCAAAGGAGGCUAUCCGGCAGGCCUGUGAUCUGUUCCCAUCACAAUCAGGAGAAAGAGAUGUUUGAAAUAUCAAAUUAUUUUUUUAAUUAUUUUUAUGGAAGAAAGAUUUUCAUUUUUAUUAUUUUUAUCAAGUUUGUGAGGGUAAAAAAUCUUCUUCAAACCAGUAUGCCGGAUGAAAGCUGUCCAAAUGAUGUGUGAGCAACACAUUCAUUGUCAGAUACAGCUGGAGGAAGAUACCAUUCGUGACCAACUCCUGUUAUUCCGGGACAAGCCGAAUAGCGACUCGUGCCUCUCUCAUGGCCAUUUUUGCGACCGGGUUCCGUCUGAGCACAAACAGGCAUACCUAAAAGAAUGGUCAACUCGUUGCGUAAUGGUUCACAUACAUUUCCCCAUAUAUUAUAUAUAUUUCAGAUGCAAUUUAAAGCACAUUGGGACAUGCGGAAUUACACAGUAUGAUUGAACACAUUUAACUGUGCCUUGGGUAUAUUUUUAGAUGCAAGACAUGUAAAAUCAAAAAUUAUUUCUGAGGGAUUCUUUGACGAAGAACUUGAAAUCAUACUCGCAUUCUGAUUGGUUUGUCGUACACAUAACAUUGAACCAUGCUUGGAGUUGAACUCACAACUGACUGACCAUUAUGUUUACAAACAAGAGAUGACUGCAGGGACUCCGAAUACUCUUAUUCCAAUUAUUUACUUUGUCAAUUUGAAUUUUUGUUUCUUUACAACUAUCAGGUAAUUGGUGUAGUAAAAAUGUAAGGGAGAAGUUGGUGGAUUCGUCUGUGAUCUUGAACCAAUCUGAUCAAACAGACAAAAAAGGUAAAUUCAUCUGGGAAAUUUGAUCAGUCGUAAACCUUUUCAAAAUUAACUGUGAUGACAUUCCCAAAGACAUAAAAAAAGUAUAAACAUGACUACAUUUGGGGUUAGAGGGCAAAUUUAAAGAUUCUUGUAAUGGCCGCGACCACACAAGUGGCAACGAUGUUACCGAGUGUGUAACGAAGGUGUCACUCCCUUGGCGGAGAAAAUAUGCUUACUCAUAUAAAGAAAACUGCUACAAUGGUAGAUCCACCUGGUGGCAGAUACUUGUGUGGUGAAGGGGAGACAACUACUCAAACCAACAUUCCACUACCUGAAACAUUGUCCAGCAUUUAAUGUAUACAGAGUAUCUAUUUAUGCACAAUACAUUGUAUAUAUAUAUGUAUAGAUAUAUAUAUUUUUUAAUUUGGU